UAGAUGUUUUUCAUGGCAACAAUCGGCAGGAGGUGUUUGGACGUAACGUCCAGACUGUGAGACAGCAGUUUACAACUAUAUUGUUAGUGCUUAUUAGUUAACUGAAUGUUUACUCGCAGUACGUAUUAAUAAGAGGUUUCAAACCUGGGACUUUGGGAGAUCUGUUUUAUGCCCAAUGAUAUAACAGCCUGGCAGUGACACAGAGGGCACCAGACGUGUAUUGGGUGUGAAUGAAACAGAAAUUAGAGGAUUAUGAUUAGAGAAUGGUUCCUUGUCAGAACCAUGUGAUGUUAAAGUGGCAGGAGCACCUGAACAGCUCCUGGGCGUCGGAGAACAGCGAGCAGGUGUCCACGAGGGAGGGAGCCUCCAUCCUCUAUAGCAAGCUCCUGAGCAACAAGGAGGUGGUGGGACUGGCUCAGCCGGCACAUGACCUUAUUGGCCCCCGGCUCCCAGACUUUGAGCAUGAUGAAAACGCUGCGGAGGAGCGGGAGGCGUAUCUUACAGCGCUCCUGCAUAGCCAGCUUGGCCUGGCCCGCCGCACCCUGGCCAGCACGCCCUAUGCACUGUCCUUGCACCACAGACUGGCAGCCAUACAGCGUAUCUAUUAUGCACUGUCCAGUAAAUACCACGAUCGCUUUUGGACUGGAGUGCAGGCCUCAUCCACAAACAGCCUGGACACCGGGGAACUGGAACAUGCCUCGGACUCCUGGCAAGAAGGCAUGUGCACCAAGUCUGGGACAGACGUCCUGAUAGAGAUGGGCGUGAGGACUGGCCUCAGCCUUCUGUUUGCCCUGCUGCAGCAGAACUGGUACCAAGCCAGACUGGACCCCGGUUUAGCCCUGUGCAAUGACGUGCUAGCCACAGCCUCUUCAGUGCUCACCUCACUACCUCCUCUCUCCCUGGCCAAUGAGAACAAGAUCCCGCCAGUGGGGCUGGAAUGCCUGACACAGGUGACAGCAUUUCUGAAGAAGACCUCUGUCCCAAGCUCGGGGGCGGACAGCGCGGGUAGGAGGCUGGCUCUGGAACUGCUGCUGGGGCUGGCAGUGCAGAGGGGGUCACUUAGGUUUCUGUUGGAGUGGAUUGAAGUGUCACUGGCAGCCUCCACGGCCACCAACGCAAUGUUGCCAGAGCAAGAGGAUGGGAUCGGGCAUGAUUGCAUUCUUAAAACUCUGGCCCAGAUGAGACAAUACUCAGGUAUUGGAGGAGAGGCUCACCAUGUCCAGGAACUGAAGAAAAACGCUGAUGGACUCUGCCCUCUCGCUCAUGUGGCACUCAGUCUCUUUGAGGAGAUCUGUCAUUUGGCCUCCAAUUGCCAGUGUUCUUGCAGCACUAGUUCUGGGUCCCAGGGCAGCAACAGUGAAGCAGUUGUUGUCUAUGUCUGGGGAAGUAACAGCAGUCACCAGCUAGCGGAAGGCACUCUGGAGAAGAUCCUGCAGCCCAAGCUGGCUCAGGGAUUCAGUAACCCACAAAUGAUUGAAGCUGGGCAGUACUGCACAUUUUCAGUGUCCACAGACGGCUCAGUGAAAGCAUGUGGAAAAGGAAGCUACGGAAGACUUGGGCUGGGAGACUCCAAUAAUCAAUCAGUUCCCAAGAAACUGGUGCUGGAUCCCCCUCGAAACAUCAGGAAAGUCUCUUCUUCAAAGGGCUCUGACGGCCAUACGAUGGCAGUGACAGGAGAGGGGGAGGUGUUCAGCUGGGGUGACGGCGACUACGGGAAGCUUGGACAUGGAAACAGCGCAACUCAGAAAUAUCCCAAACUCAUCCAGGGACCAUUGCUUGGCAAGGUUGUGGUUUGUGUGUCUGCUGGAUACAGACAUAGUGCAGCUGUAACGAGUGAUGGAGAACUCUACACCUGGGGAGAAGGUGAUUUUGGUAGGCUUGGGCACAGUCACAGCCAUAGCCGGAAUGUGCCAACCCUUGUGCAGGAUAUCAGUGGAGUGGGGCAGGUGGCCUGCGGUAGCUCCCAUACCAUUGCAGUGGCUCAGGAUGGCCGGGUAGGGUGGUCGUUUGGAGGUGGUGACAAUGGUAAACUGGGCCAUGGGGAUACAAACAGAGUGUACAGGCCCAAAGUAAUUGAAGCGCUGCAAGGUCUCAGUAUUAGGAAAGUGUGUGCAGGCAGUCAGUCCUCGCUGGCACUGACCUCUGCAGGACAGAUGUUUUCCACAAACGUACUCAGCAACCGUGGGUUCAGACCCAUGAGCUCUUGUCUGGGGUGUGGUUCAUCUGAAACAACAGCCCUGAAGCCUCAUCUCAUUGAAGAACUGAGUAUGACCAAGAUCAUUGAUAUCUCCUGCGGAGACAGCCACUGUCUUGCCUUGUCACAUGAAAAUGAAGUAUAUGCCUGGGGUAACAAUGCAAUGGGACAAUGUGGACAGGGACACACCUCCACUCCUGUCACAAAACCCAAGAAAGUAAUUAGCUUGGAGGGAGUAGCCAUUCAGCAGAUUACCGCUGGCACUUCGCAUAGCCUAGCCUGGACAGCUGUACCUACAGACAGGCAGCUGGUAGCUUGGCACAGACCUUUCUGUGUUGAUCUGGAGGAGAGCACCUUCACAUACCUCCGCAACUUCUUGGAGCGCUACUGUGAUGGGAUCAACAGUGAUGUGCCCCCACCCCCAUUUCCAUCUCAGAGAGAACACCACCAGUUUGUGCUGCUUUGCCUGAAGCUGCUGUCCACUCACCUCUCCCUGGCCCAUGCGGGGGGUAUUGGAGCCUCGGUCCUGGGGGUGCAGGGGAGGCCCCUCAGGAACCUUCUCUUCAGGCUCAUUGACUCGAAUGUUCCUGAUUCUAUUCAGCAGGCUGUGAUGAACACCCUCUCCAUUGGUGCAUCACUGCUCCUGCCUCCUCUCACGGAGCGAACAGAGCUUUUGCACUCUCUUCUACCUCAGGGCCCAGAGAGCUGGGACAGCCUUUCCAAUGGGCAGAGAAUGCAGCUGGACAUGGUUAUGAACAGCCUGCAGGAGCAGUCCCAUGUUGCCUCCUUGCUUGGGUACAGCUCUCCAGCAGAGCUAUCUACGGGGCUAACCCAGAGUUCUGCACCGGGCCAGCCUACAGUUGGCUCAGACACUAACAACCACUUUCACCUGGCAGAAGUCCUCCUAAAGACUCUUCUACUGAACAUCGGUUUCUACACUGAACUUGCUUUUGGAGAAUUGGAGAAAAAUAGCGAUAAACUACAAAGCAGCAUAGCCCAUAAGCAGAGUGAUCCACCCUCUCAUUUUCAUCGUCUCCUGUCAGCUAUGCACAGACACCUCCUGGCACACUGCUGCACUAACACAGAAUCAAAGGAGGAUGGCAGUGUGACGUUACUUCAUAAACACCUCUGCCUGCUGUUGCCUAACGCUGCUGACACCUUUAGGAGGUCUACCAUUUUACUGGAGGAAAGCGCUCUUGACAAGCACGUUAUUAAGAAACUGCACACUGUUCUGUACGGCUCUGCUGCAGGAAGCCUCAUGUGUCAGGUGAUAUACUCUCUCCUGCUAUUGCCGCUCCAUGUUAUACGUCCUCUGCUGCCUCACCUUCUGUCCCUGCUCGAGCAUAUCAAUGAGCUCAACUGCUUCUUACCUGAUACCGGAGUCUUGGAGGAGCAAGAGCUGGAAGGAACACUCUUUGAAUCAUCAGAAAGUCCUAACCCAUCAGCUGAAGCAGAGACUGGAUCGUGGGUCUGGCUGCUUGAUUUGGAGAGGUCGGUGGCUUUGACUAUUGGCUGGUGUCUGGGUGGAAUGUUACAGGGGCCUCCCCUUUCCCAACAGGAGAGAGCAGCUGAGUUCUGGCUAGAGAACCCCCUCCUGCGAAAUGGCUUGGAGAUGGACUGUGAUCAGCAAGAUUCGUUAAUGAUGUGGUUGACCGAGACUGCGCUCUCUGGCUGUGCUGACCCCAAGCUAGGAGAUGCAAAGCUGUCUGAGGAGAAUGCCAUGCUGAUAGAUCUGGCUCUGGGCAUCGCUCGAGAGCCAACACACAGCCUCUGGAGGAGAAUGAAGGACUAUGCCAUAAGCCGAGACUGGGAGAAUGAUAAUGUUGGAGAUUCUCUUCUGGAUACAGUAUGUAGAUUCGUGUUUGCUGCUUUACUGAAACACGCUGGGCUACAUGAGCAGGCAUAUUGGCAGGAUAGGUAUGAGCCUUGUGAGAAGCUUAUAGAAAUCUACCAGAUUGUGUACAAGGUUCGAAACACUCUGCUUUCACGCAAGGACUUGGCAGAGAACAUCAUUAAUGGUCAGACGUUACCCAGAGCCAAAGAGUUUUCAGAGGCCCCUGAGGUGGAGCAGGAGGUGAGCACUGGGGAGAAGGGAGAGAGGGCAGCGGAAGGCCCAGGGGAGCAGCAGAGUGGCCUGGGAGACAGUGCAGAGCGCAACCAGGAGGCGAGGCCAGAGGAGGACACCCCCAGCAUCAGCAGUAUGUACCUGCCGGAGGUGCUGCAAUGUUUCCUGGCCACGCAGGAGGCUAUGCAGCUCCACGAGAAUGAGACUUUGUACGAAUCCUCCGGGACCACCUCGCAGCCCAGCAGCACAGAGAUCCCCUACUCCCCUGAACGAGAGGAGGCUGGGGCCCCAGUGUGCCGGGAAUGGGAGAGGAAACAAGGCUCUAAGGAGAGGCUGUCCUUCCUCACCGCCUGCCACUCCACCAUCUCCCGCUGUGCCUUUCUCAUCCUUGGAGUGAGGGCAGCCUGGCAGGACAGAGGCGACAUGGACACAGAGCUUUCAGGGAAAAGUAGAAAAUCAGGUUCUACUCCUGAAGACCAGCAGUUGCAUUACUCAAAGACAGGAUUCAGCCAGUACCUUGAAACAGGAACAUUAGCAGAGAAAGAGUUUUCAGAUCAACCAAGAGCCCAGUCUUCUAGAUCCUCAAAAAACAAAAUGGGCUUACCCCUCUGUUCGCUGGGGAUUAUGAAGGAUGCCUGGGAGAGGCUGCGGCAGUGCAUCAGCCCGACCCCUAACCUGUGUGCCGGGUCCAGCUCUCAAGUGCUUACUCAAAUAUUCCAGUUUUUGUGUGGGAGCAUGCUGAGAACAUCCACCCUGGUAGAACAGGAGGCAGGCAGCCAGGCGGACCCCCGAGCUAUUGCCGUUGCCAUGGCACAGCAACAGCAGCGAGCAGAGCUUCGUCUGGAAGCACUUUGCCAGAUCUCAUCUUUCCUCUCAGAAAUGGAUGAGAAGAUCAGCUGCUCCUCACCACCUCCUAGAUUUCCUGGACUACUUCUGACGGCACAGCUUCAAUUCCUGUCAGGUUGCUAUAGCCUGGGAACUCCAAUAUCAACCAACCUGACUGGGAACAAUGGAAAAAUUCAGCAUUACACUUCGGGAACACAAUGUGCCCAAGCAGGCACUCGGAGGGACCUUCAAGGUGCAGUGCACACACACUACCAGCAGGUGGUGGAGGCGCUUAGAAAUAGAGUUGUGGCUGAGAAGGAACUUUCAGGGUCCUAUCAACAUCUUCUGCUCGCCACCCUCUUUGCACUAAAUAUCCAUUACCAAGCUCUGGACCUAGUUGUGGUUGUUAAGAGUGGCCUGCUAGAAAUCCUCUCAAAGCUGACUGACACCACUUGUGUGUUACUGAGCCAACGUUGGCUUACUGCUACAGCACCUGGGCACAUGCAGCUCAGUGGCGCAGUUAAACUCGCCAGUGCCAGGCUGCUUCAGAUACUUGCCAUUGCAGCUAGCUCCUGUGCAGAUGCCCUUCCUUUAGAUGUUUUACAGGCACUGAUGGAUGUGAUGUGCCUACAGCUACAGAACCUUUUACACAUGGUCUAUGAGCAAGAAAUGCCUGAGCUGAACGUAGGGAAUCAUGCAGAACAAACUACAUGCAGAGAAAGUCCAGAACAAGAAAAAGCCAGUGUCAAGAGCAGUCGGAUAGUGGAGUCUCAUCUGGCUGACUUUCUGGUCUUCCUUCGUCGUAUAGUCUCGCUGAGAAGCAACAAAAGCUUCUCUGCAUUUGUCAAAUGGAUCGAUCCUCUGAUGGGAAUUGUUUCUCAGAAGCACACUUCGGGUGCCCCACUCAUUAAGAACUUACGAACAAAAUUGCUUGCCUUUCACAUUUUGGAAGCAUUGCUGCCUGGCUGUUCAGAGCCAUUGCAAAUUAAUCAGAUUGUAGAUAAGCUGUUUGGGCUGGUGUCUGCCUGUAUGUGGGAAGAACCUCUAGCAAUCAUCAAAGAACAAGAGCAUCAAGCUGAAAACUCCAAGCAGGGUUCUGACAACGAAGAAGAGUGUGUUCCUAUUGGAGAUUUUUCCUUUGAUCCAGAUAAACUGAUUUGCUGCUCAAUGGAGAGUGGGAAUGUGCUGUCCCAUGGAUCAGGAGGGAAAGGGUAUGGGUUAGCUACAACAGCUAUAACAUCAGGCUGCUUUAUUUGGAAGUUUUACAUCACCAAGGAGAACAGAGGGAAUGAGGGCACGUGUGUGGGGGUGUCCCGCUGGCCCAUCCGAGACUUCAACCACCGCACCACGAUGGACAUGUGGCUUUACCGUGCCUAUAGUGGCAGCCUGUACCAUGGUGGAGAGCUGGGUGGAGUGCUGCCCACCUUCACGCAGGGAGAUACCAUCACCUGCAUACUGGACAUGGAGGCCAGAACCAUCUCCUUUGCCAAGAACAACAAGAUGGCGAUGUUAGCUUUUGAAGAUGUUGAUGCCACAGAGUUGUAUCCCUGUGUCAUGUUUUAUAGCAGCAAUCCUGGAGAAAAAGUAGCUCUGUGUGACCUUGAGAUGCGGGGGAUGCCCCGUGACCUCUUGCCAGGGGACCCGCUGUGUAGCCCUCGAGCCACAGUGCUUGUGGAAGCAGGCAUCCAGCUCAUGCGCAGACUCCAUCGCCAUGACAGCUGGACUGCAUCCAUCAACAAGUACAUGCAGGCCAGGCUGGAGCGGAUCAGUCCACUAAUGAAAGAAGGAAGAAUUGGAAAAGUGAGCAGAUCACAAACAGUUGGCUGUAACUUGUUUAAGAGAGCAGCCCUGGAUGAGGAGAAGAUUCCAGAUGCGGAGUGUGGGGAGGCAGUCCCGUGCCUCUCGAAGCUCGCAGAGCCUCAGCUGACGGCACUCUGUUCUGAGGUGUGGCCAGUGCUGGCUGUGAUUGGGGGAGUGGACAGUGGGCUUAGAGCUGCAGGGCAGUGUCAGCAUAAACCCAGCAGCCGGAGAGCCACGCUGUUAGGGGUAUUGAAAGAAGGAAGUUCAUCAGCCAAGCUGCAGUGGGAAGAGGUUGACAUGACUGUCAGCUUCCUGAAUUCUUGGUCACCCAGCGACACCCCGCUGUCCUCCCUGGAGCCCUGUGAAGUGCCCCAGGUGGACGUUGCCCGAUUCAAGGGCCUGAAACCUUCUGUCUUGUUAGACCUGAUCUGCCUAACUGGAGUGCUGGAGGAAGAGGAAAACCAACUCGGCAGGAGAGCACCAAAAAGGAGGGAAUCAGAAAGCAGCCAAAGGAGCGAACUGGAAAAGAGAUUGGAUGAAGACAUAGCUAGAGUCAUGAUGGGUGAGGAUCGGUGUCCGGAAGCAGUCACUGUGUUGGAUGGCUUGAAAACCACAACUAUACCGGCAGAGGAUAAAGUGACCAAAAAAGAUUAUCUGACAGCAAGCAAAGAGAAUGUAAAUGAGCAGGAGGGCAACCUAACCUCCCAGGCAAACAGUCGGACUGACCUCUUUUCCUCUGAGCUGCGUGCGGUGCAGGUGUCCUACCUGUUACUUGGGGCACUGAAGUCUCUUGCUGUUAUUCUGAGCUGCGGCAAAUUUGCAGAUAUGCUUUUGAUACCAAAGUUGGAGGCCAGUAGUCAGAAUGGGCCAGAAACAGCCAAGACUCUGAUUAGUGUAGAAAACAGGGAGCUGCGAUCGGUCCUGCAGUUCCUGGUGCGGAGCGUGGUAAAGUGGGCAGUGAGGACCUGCCCCAUUAAGCAAGUUGUCUCCCUGUCUGACUUGGAGCGUGCCCAGAUAAUGAUCUUCAAGGGAGCUCUGAACAUGUUACAGGAGGAUUCUGGGACAACAGACCAUCAAAAAGAAUCUGGGACUGUCCCCUGUCCUCCAUCGCAGACAAUGUCUCAAUCAUCAAGCACACUAUCUCUAUACAGCAACGGCUCCGACAGGAAUGCUACUUUCUGUAUGUCCAAUGAAGCAUCUGCGUCCUCCUCCAGCAACGACUUGGCAGCCUCCCUACUCACUGUGCUGCAGGCAGAUGGACUGGAGAACUUCAACCCCUUCCUCCCCAUCAAUCUGCUGCAACGGAUGGUGUUAGCGAGGUUCCCUACCCUGGCUGGACUGCUCAAUAACCCCAUGUUGUACCCCAGCUUCAACAUGGCAAAUUCUGCUUCCUGUGACGGCUUUUCAGAACAACAGACUUGCUUCGUAGGACCAUACAACCGGGCUAAUAAUCCACCUGAACGACCCCAAAUAUUUGUUCCUGUACGGUUGCUAGAAAUGGGCUUCUCCAUGAGACAUAUCUACAAAGCAAUGGAAGAUGCAGGAGUCACUGGGGAAGCAGACGCCCGCACUAUUGAGGUGCUGGCUAGCUGGAUGCUGGAGCACCCCCUCACAGAUCAGCAGCUGAUAGAUUACCCAUCCGCAGAGAACCCCAGUGAAACUGGAAUAGUCUCCCCUGAGGGACCAGAGACCGUCCAGCGGCCAGAGUCGCCCACUCCUAACUCCCACCCCGAGGGAGAUGAAAGCUUAAUCGCGGGUCUGGAUCAUGUUGAAAGAGAGAACUUCCUUGAUGUCCACCUCACCCGAAACAGGCCUCCCCCAGCACGCAGGCAGCGCUCCAGUCUGGGACAGCGAUCUUUCUUCAGGAGAGCUGACUCUCCUUCCCCCAAUUUGGUGCCACCCUUGUUUGGUCGUGAGCAGGGGGCAGCGGACUGGCCUGAGAGAGCGGAGACUCACCCCUUCCCUUCAGAGGAGGAGCCUGAGCUGGGCUUCAUGGACGAUACGCGGCAUGAGGAGUCCUCCGAGGAGAUUUUCACACCCGACUUCACGAAUGCCGAGAGAGACACAUUGUGGAUGGUAGAGGGAGGAGAGAACCAGGCUGAACCUGGGGAGAUGGUGGAGUGUGAGCUCUGCGAGACUCUGACCUUGCAGUUCAACAGCCAUAUGAAAAAAAAUCACCCAGGAUGUGGGCAGGGCACGGAGCGCCGGGGUUACCGUAGCAACGGUACAUACGUUAAUGGCUGGUUUGGAGGGGAGUGUGGCUCCGGUAGUCCGUACUACCUGAUGUGCAGUACCUGCAGGGAGAAAUAUCUUGCUGCCAAAAUUGACGAAAACCAUUUCAAAUCCAACAGAUUGAAGAACUUGGCCUCUGAUUUAAUUGGGAGAUUGGAUAACAGUUCUGAAGAAGAUUGGGAGCUGUUAGACCUUGUGGACGGUGACAGACUGACAGGACUGGAAGAUUUUGGCUUCCUUUCGGGGUCUCUAGGGCUGGGUGAGAAGAAGCAGGUUCCUGAUCCAGUCUCAUUCACAGAACAGGACCCCCUGGGAGCUCUAGUUACAAGCGCUACCAGCAACAAACACUCACUGCUUCACAAAGGCUCAUACAGUGCUGAGGAGAAGGGUUCUUCUGCCAGACAGAGCCUGGGAGAGCAGGCUGCCUCUCUCCGUGAUCACCAGGACCGUAUGCUGGCACUGAGGCGCAUCACAACUGCCACGCAAAUCCUCCUGGCGCAGGGCAUGGUCAUGAAGGCGUUAUCCAGGAUUUCUGCCAGUGGCUCAGUGUGUAGUCAGUCUAGUGGUCUGGAAGCCCUGGGCCUCGCUGACAUUCGUAUCCUGGUUCGGUUAAUGUGCCUGGCUGCAGCAGGAAGAGUUCACACAACCAUUGACGGGCUUGGAUUUGGAAGAGGCACCACUGCAGAGAAGACAGGCUCCAUCUGCCUCACCUUCCUGAGUUCAGCCAUUGGCUGCUUGGUAUCAAACAGUCCCUCCGCUUACCGGGAGCUGGUAGACAUCUGCACCCAGGACUUGAUCGCUGCAGCAACAGGAAUGAAUAUUGGAGCUAUCAGUGACCCACAGCAGAAAAAACGACACGUUUCUACAUUUAAAGGACCAGCAAAAGAGACCGUAGAGGUGACCUCCCCAAUGUUCCUGGUAACUCAAACCCUGGUCUCGCUGCUUACACAGAAGGGAAUACGCCACCGACAAAGCCCAGAGAGAGCAGACACAGAGCCUAAGGAUGCUGGUAGCCCCGUGGGUGUAGGUGCAUUUGUGCCACACUCAGCUGUGCGUGUUGGGCCCCUGGAGCUGGCCAAUGCACUGGCAGCAUGCUGCCUGUCUGCGAGACUUACCAACACAAACAGGCAGUGGGCUGCUCAGCAACUUGUGCAGGCUCUGGCUGCGUCUGAGAGAGACAAUCCCAUCAGACCCCAGACUUACACAGACAUGGCAGGGGACCUGCGAAAGUGCCCAACAUUGAAACUGGAAGCACAUCACAACAGGGUCACAAGUUGCAGUUGGUGCAGUGAAAAGGGCUUGCUUGCCACUGGUGCCCAGGAUGGAACUAUGCGACUGUGGAGCAUCACCAAGACUACUGGGGAAUUGCAGUGCACAUGUAGCUGCAGCAUUAGCAUGGAGAAGUCCGGCCCAGGCAGCAGCAUGGGGAUUGAAAUAUCUUCAGUUUACUGGAGUGCUGGUGGGGCUUUUCUUGCUGUUUUCCAAGAGAAGCUGGUCAACAUCUGGACAGUAAAUGGUUCGCAAUGUCAUGUGGAGAGGCAGCCCUCGUGGGUGACAGCCAUCUCAUGGGUGGAUACGCGCAUGCCAUACCCCAAACAGGGAGUUGCAGCCCGGGGUGGAUCUGCUGAGAACCUGCUUGUUGGCAGACUGGAUGGAUCUCUGUGCUGGAUAGAGAUCACAGAGACAUUUCAUAUUGAAAGCAUAGAACUGACCCAUUGCCAAAGGAAUAAUGCAGCUGUUCAUUGUAUUGCCUGGCACAGUCUGGAUAAGCCUUUUGCAGUUGGAUAUCCAGAUGGAAAGAUAUUGAUCUCUACCACAGGGCCCUAUGACACAGAGAGUCCCCUCAUACUGUCUGCUUUUCCUGAGAGUGUAUCUGACUUGAAAUGGGACCCAACAGGACACCUGCUGCUCUCAAUGGCCAGAGCUGAAAUGGUGAAGAUCUGGGGCCGGGUGGGAAGUACCUGGCUUACUGUGCACUCCCUGUUUCACACUGCCCAGGUUAAUGUUGCUGUGUGGUGCCCUCUGCCUGGCACAGGCUCUGAUCCCAGACUGAUGCUGGCUGUAGGGUGUCAGAAUGGCCUUCUAUAUGUGUGGACUGUACCACAAGGUGGCACUGCUGUAUCACUACCUAACGUUUUAAACACCAGUCAGAACAGAGACAGGAUCAUAGAGUACCCACAGCGGGGCAGUGCAAAGUGUGUGUUCAGACUGAAUGGCCACAUCACAGCUGUGAAGUCUGUAUCCUUCAGUCCCAAUGGGAUGGCUUUAGUCUCUGGAGGAUUGGGAGGCCUCCUCAAUAUCUGGUCCCUUCGGGAUGGAUCAGUACUGCAGACAGUUGUGACUGGCUUGGGCUCUGUGGUCAGCACUGCCUGGAUUCCAGAUGUUGGUGUUGCAGCAUGCUCUGGAAGGGCAAAGGACGUGCUGCUGAUCCGCUGCUCCCCUGACUGGAUCUCUAACAACCAUGUUCUGGCCUCCUGCCGCAUGGUGCUUCGUGCUCAGGGCAUCGUGGGGUUGAACAAGGCCCCGUGCAUGACGGUGUUUUUAGAGAGACUACCCCUUCUCCUGCAGGAACAAUACAACUAUGAAAAGUGCCACAUGACGUCUGGUGAUCAGCUUGUCCACAGUGCCUUUCUCCAGAGCCUGGCCUCCUUGGCGGUGGGGCUUUCUCUGGAGCAGCUGCUUUGCAGAUGCCCUGCCCCCCCUCACCAUGCAAACUGUAACCUGGACCUGAGCGCCCCAGAAUGGGGCUGGCUCGCAACUUUCUCCACUACUGUCAAGAGUGCCGAAGCAUUUGCCAAAGGAACUGCCUUCCCAGAAUCAUUCAGUGUUCCUGAUCUGAGACCAGCUGGAGACUCUGAAAUCCCCAAACCCCUGGAUAACAGUAAAUGGAGCAUCAUGAUGGAUGAACAACUGAUGUCCUGGGCCACAGCCAGACCAGAAGACUGGCAGCUAGGGGGGAAGAGUGAAGUGUUCCUGUGGGGAGGAGGCCGUCACGGACAGCUGGCAGAUGCAGGAACCAACCUGCUGGUACCAACACUCGCUCCCUCCCUAUCCCAGGCACAGCAGGUUGUGUGCGGACAGAACUGCACGUUCCUAGUUCAGGCCAAUGGGACAGUCCUAGCCAUCGGAGAGGGCAGUUACGGGAGACUUGGCCAAGGAAACUCGGAUGAUCUGUACACUCCCACUGUCAUCUCCUCGCUGCAGGGCUAUGUGGUGACUCAGCUGGCAACGUCCUGUGGGUCUGACGGACACUCCCUAGCCGUGUCUGAAAGCGGUGAAGUCUUCAGCUGGGGAGAUGGGGAUUAUGGGAAACUCGGACAUGGUAACAGCGAGAGGCAGAGACGACCCAAACAGAUUGAGGCCCUGCAGGGGGAGGAGGUGGUGCAGCUCGCUUGUGGUUUUAAGCACUCAGCAGUGGUGACCGCUGAUGGAAAACUGUUCACAUUCGGGAGCGGAGACUAUGGCCGUUUAGGACAAAGAUCAACGUCUAACAAAAUGUUACCAGAACGAGUUGUGGCCCUGGAAGGUCACGUCAUAGGACAGGUGUCCUGUGGUUUAAAUCAUACACUGGUAGUGUCCUCUGAUGGCAUGACAGUCUGGGCGUUCGGAGAUGGGGAUUAUGGGAAGCUAGGCACAGGGUCUUGCACUGUCAAGUGCUAUCCACAGAAGGUGGAACAGCUGUGCAACAAAGGAAUAAAGAAGGUGGCUUGUGGAACCCAGUUCUCAAUUGCACUUUCGAAGAAUGGGCAUGUGUACACUUUUGGACAAGAACGUCUGAUUGGGCUCCCGGAGUCAAUGCAGAAGAACCAUAACCAUCCACAGCUUGUGCCAGCACUGGAGAGUGUCUUUGUGGUAGAUAUUGCAGCUGGAUCAGAGCACAUGAUGGCUCUCUCCUCUACAGGAGACGUCUAUACUUGGGGGUGUAACUCUGAAGGGCAGCUUGGUCUCGGCCAUUCAAACCCGGUGAAAGAGCCGACACUGGUGACUGCCCUGCAAGGGAAGAACAUUAGACAGAUAUCAGCUGGACGGUGUCACAGUGCUGCAUGGACCACCCCAUCUCCAGCUGCCAGGGCUCCAGGCAUCAUGGCACCCCUCCAACUUGGCCUUCCUCAGUCCAUUCCCCCACAGUACAAUGCACUGAAAGACUGCAACCCUGAGGUUCUAAAUGCCCGUCUCAGGGUCCUCUACCACUUCUCUGAUUUAAUGUACAAGUCCUGGAGACUGCUCAACCUCAACCCAAUGAAUCAGGUUUCAGCCUCCCGAUACAGUUCAGGAGCCUCUGCGAUUGCACAGGGCCAGUUAAGAGGCCUGCUGUCACCUAAGGUGAACACCCUGUCCCUGGUUAGAUCUAUUGGAAGGACAAUGAUACAAGGAAAGACUUAUGGGCCUCAGAUUACUGUCAAGAGAAUUUCCACCAGGGGGCGCUCCAGCAAGCCCAUCUUUGUUCAGAUCGCCAGACAGGUGGUAAACCUGAAUCCCUCUGAACUGCGGCUGCCCUCCAGAGCCUGGAAGGUGAAACUGGUGGGUGAGGGAGCAGACGAUGCGGGUGGAGUGUUUGACGACACCAUCACAGAGAUGUGUCAGGAAUUAGAGUCUGGUGUUGUGGAUCUGCUCAUUCAUACUCCAAACAGUACUGCUGAUGUUGGCAGUAACUCAGACAGGUUUUUGUUCAAUCCCUCUGCUUGCUCAGAAGAUCACAUGGUCCAGUUUCGUUUCCUGGGAAUCCUGAUGGCCGUUGCUAUCCGGACCAAGAAGCCUCUGGCCCUGCACCUGGCUCCUUGGGUGUGGAAGCAGCUCUGCUCCAUCCCACUCAAUGGCCAGGACUUGGAGGAGGUAGACCUGCUCAACUACCGCAGCCUGCAGGGAAUCCUGCACCUGGAAAACAGCGGCAUCAAUGAGGACAACUUCCCUGUGAUGAUUCCUCUGGACUCCUUUACUGCUCGCAGUGCUGAUGGCAGGCUGGUCCCCAUAGUUCCUGGAGGAUGUCACAUCCCUUUGACCUUUCCAAACAGAAAGGACUAUGUAGAGAGAGCCAUCAACUACAGACUGCAUGAAAUGGACCAACAGGUGGCCGCAGUGAGAGAAGGCAUGUCCUCAAUCAUCCCAGUGCCUCUCUUGUCUCUGCUCACAGCUAAGCAGUUUGAGCAGUUGGUCUGUGGAAUGCCAGAGGUGUCUGUGGAAACACUGAAGCAGGUUGUGCGUUACCGGGACAUUAACGACAGCCAUCAGUUGAUUGGUUGGCUGUGGCAGACAUUAGAGGAAUUUACCAAUGAGGAGAGAGUUCUGUUCCUGCGAUUUGUGUCAGGAAGAUCUAGGUUACCAGCAAACACGGCUGACAUCACCCAGAAAUUUCAGAUCAUCAAAGUCGACCGGCCCAUCAAUGGCCUCCCUACAGCACAGACCUGCUUCUUCCAGCUGCGAUUGCCACCUUACACAAGUCAGGCUACCAUGGCAGAGAGACUGCGCUAUUCCAUCCACAACUGCCCUUCCAUAGACAUGGACAACUACAUGCUGUCUCGUAACACUGACACUGCUGAGGGCUCUGAGACAGAGUAUUGAGCAGACCAGUAGACAGACUUCAAUACCUGAAAGCACAAACACCUUCAAUGCUGCGUUAGAGCUUGAAGCAACCCAUUAGUACAAAAACCCUUAAGGCUAAUCCCAAAGCUGUGGCUUCCAAGCACUACACCUGAAACAGAAAGCACCUGUGUUCAGUAGCAUCAGAGCUACUCUGAUUUCUGUUCCUCAAAUUUAGAACUGCUUAAGACCGUAUUUCAUAUUCUGAGACACUAGACUUAAUGGAACAUUAAGAGGCUUGCUUUAGCAGCUCUUCAGAUGGUUUCAACUUGUAGCAUAAACCUCUCCUAUUAAACAUUUGUAAUAAAAGGUGUUGGUUUUUUAAGAUCUGGUUGAAUUGUAUGCAUUUUCAACAGUGGAAAUCCUAAGGAAUAAUGUAAAUCAAUCAUGAAAGAGUUAAAAAUGUGGCAGUCAUUCUGGAGAAAUAGAAUACAAUGACAAGCUGGACUUUCACUACUGGCAAGUGGCUUUGACAUCUGGUUAUCCCAGGUACAUUACUCAUAUGUACAAAUGUUUAUCAACUGGAUUAACACUACAACCGUCAAACCCAUAAUGCCAAGGGUCAUGAAUAUUAACACAUAGUAUGAUGAUGAACUGUGUAUUCUGGUUAGGUUUAAAGGCACUUCUAUGGUAAAUACACACUGUAUAUUUUAAUUACACUUUUGAUUUAUUUUGCCAGCAAAAACAAAUACCUAAUAUAUGCUUAAAAGCAUUACAGAUUUUUUAAAAAAUCAUAGCCCCAAUAUUAAUUUAAAAAAUGCAGUGCAUCGGCCAAAAUGAAUAGUUCAAGUCUUCUUUAAAGUACUGUACUGCAAUAAAGAAUGAGCAAUUACUUUGAAAUGUUAGUGUACCUAUCUUUUUUUUCUUAAGAAGUUAUGCUCCCUAAAUUUUACACCUCUUGUUGUUUUGGGUUUAACAUUUGUGAAUUAAGCUUUUUUUCUGUGCAUUAUUUGAUCUUAGAAACAGUAUUUGGUAAGGUAAACAAGAAUUUUCACAAGCCCUGGAAAUUAAGACAAAAAUCUACUUAGAGGAGAUGCUACUCAACUGAACAUCCCAGUAAUACCAGACCUUUCAAGUUUACAGGUCCAUUGUGGUUUUACUGAAGGUAUGCUUGUUUGAUGAUGUCGUGUGUGCACUUUAGACGCAUGUGUAUUGCUGAAUGUCUGAUGGCCAAUAUAAUAACAUACUGUAUGGGUACUGUUACUGAAAGCAGAGGGGACUUAUUAAACCCUGUGUAAACAAAAUAAAUGUAAUGCUG
Molecule: messenger RNA, 15951 nt
Organism: Polyodon spathula (Mississippi paddlefish)
Lineage: Eukaryota; Metazoa; Chordata; Actinopteri; Acipenseriformes; Polyodontidae
Product: probable E3 ubiquitin-protein ligase HERC1
Exons: 79
Coding region: 264-14675 (4803 amino acids)
Molecular function (GO): protein binding; ubiquitin-protein transferase activity
Source: RefSeq, a predicted model, not a curated record